This is a messenger RNA of Drosophila simulans, 442 nucleotides long. RefSeq lists its product as uncharacterized. The transcript is spliced from 2 exons. The record is from RefSeq and is a predicted model, not a curated record. NCBI's taxonomy places the organism in Eukaryota, Metazoa, Arthropoda, Insecta, Diptera, Drosophilidae. The coding region runs from base 115 to 330 and encodes 71 amino acids.
CAAGUUGGCUAUGCUUUCGAUUGUCAUAAUAUUUCGUUCCGCCGGAAUAUUUAGUUCACUUUCGUUUCACUACUUGACUGAGAAACAAGCUCCAGAGCACAACCUAAUUCAGAAAUGUCGGAGAAUUCGAGCGCGGAAGCAACGCCAUUUGGAAACGACGAGUUGACAGAGGAUCCUGAGCAACCGAGUGGAUCGAAGAUGCCUGCGAAGUUCCAGCCCCUCCUUGAGAAACUAGAGCGCCUGAAUAGGGAGAUGGCCCGGGAGGAGGAAUUGAAUGUGCUGUUCAAUCGCCUCUUUGCUGCAAUCAUAGCAGAAGUACAUCAUUUAUAGUAUAUGCGACUUCUGUUCACCUAUUCCCAACAUACCAAUGUAUUAUCAAAUGGUGUAAUUGUUGACGCAUAAAUAUAUCAUAAGCAUCCCGGAUAUGGAGCUUUAAUUAGCA